GGAGGAAGGCCUGGCGGGCGUCAGGGGUGGCGGACCAGCGCCCAGUCCUCGGUCCGGGUCUGACCGGCCAUGGAGCCCGAGCCGCCGCUCUAUCCGGUGGCAGGGCCCGCGGGCCCGCAGGGCGAUGAAGACGGUUUCGGGGUCCCCGAUGGACCCGACGCCCCGCUGGACGAGCUGGUGGGCGCGUACCCCAACUACAACGAGGAGGAGGAGGAACGCCGCUACUACCGCCGCAAGCGCCUCGGGGUGCUCAAGAACGUGCUGGCGGCCAGCGCGGGCGGCAUGCUCACCUACGGCGUCUACCUGGGCCUCCUUCAGAUCCAGCUUAUCCUGCACUAUGAUGAGACCUACCGCGAAGUGAAGUACGGCAACAUGGGGCUGCCAGACAUCGACAGCAAGAUGCUCAUGGGAAUCAACGUGACGCCCAUCGCCGCCCUCCUCUACACGCCCUUGCUCAUCAGGUUUUUUGGCACCAAGUGGAUGAUGUUUCUGGCCAUUGGCAUCUAUGCCCUCUUUGUGUCCACCAACUACUGGGAGCGCUACUACACUCUCGUUCCCUCUGCUGUGGCUCUGGGCAUGGCCAUUGUGCCUCUUUGGGCCUCCAUGGGCAACUACAUAACCAGGAUGGCCCAGAAGUACUACGAGUACUCCCACUACAAGGAGCAUGAGGACCACGGCCCCCGGCAUCGGCCGCCUCCGGGCUCCCACGCGCCCUACCUCCUGGUCUUCCAAGCCAUCUUCUACAGCUUCUUCCAUCUGAGCUUUGCCUGCGCCCAGCUGCCUAUGAUUUACUUCUUGAAUGACUACUUGUAUGACCUGAAUCACACGCUGUACAAUGUGCACAGCUGCGGCACUCAGAGCCACGACAUCCUCAAGGGCUUCAACAAGACAGUUUUGCAGACACUCCCCUGGAGCCGAAACCUCAUUGUGGUGGAGAGCGUGCUCAUGGCAGUGGCUUUCCUGGCCAUGCUGCUGGUGCUGGGCCUGUGUGGCGCUGCUUACCGGCCCACAGAGGAGAUCGACCUGCGCAGCGUGGGCUGGGGCAACAUCUUCCAGCUGCCCUUCAAGCACAUGCGGGACUUCCGCCUGCGCCACCUCGUGCCUUUCUUCAUCUACAGCGGCUUCGAGGUGCUCUUUGCCUGCACUGGAUUCGCCCUGGGCUAUGGCGUGUGCUCCAUGGGGCUGGAGCGCCUGGCCUACCUCCUCAUAGCUUACAGCCUGGGGGCCUCAGCUGCCUGCAUCGUGGGUCUGCUGGGGUUGUGGCUGCCACGUUCCGUGCCCCUGCUAGCUGGGGCCGGCCUGCACCUGCUGCUCAUCUUCAGCCUCUUUUUCUGGGCCCCUGUGCCUGGGGCUUUGCAACAAAGCUGGAUCCUCUACAUGACAGCUGCCCUCUGGGGUGUGGGCAGCGCCUUCAACAAGACGGGGCUCAGCACACUCCUGGGAAUCCUAUAUGAAGACAAGGAGAGGCAGGACUUCAUCUUCACCAUUUACCACUGGUGGCAGGCGGUGGCCAUCUUUGUCGUGUACCUGGGCUCCAGCCUGCCCAUGAAGGUCAAGCUGGCCGUGCUGCUGGCGACGCUGGCGGCGGCGGCGGGCUCGUACCUGUGGAUGGAGCAGAAGCUGCGGCGCGGGCUGACCCCGCGCCAGCCCCGCAUCCCGCGGCCCCAGCACAAAGUGCGCGGCUACCGCUACCUGGAGGAGGACAACUCGGACGAGAGCGACGCGGAGCGCCCGCCCGGAGCCGGGGCCGACUGCGCGGAGCCUGCGCCCGCCGGGCCAGGCCUGGGCCCGCAGCCCGACGGCCCCCAGCGCCGGCUCUGCCCCUACGAACAGGCGCAGGGGCGCGAGGGGCCCGAGGAGCAGUGAGGGCCCGGGCGCGGCCCUGGACUCUGCUCGCCCGCCUCAGUUUACCAUCGCUCAGUUUACCCCACCAGCAAGGAGGACCCCGGGUCUCCCGGGAACGCCACAGGCGCCGUCUACCGGAGGGGUGAGGGUCGCCCCGCAGGGCCAGCGUGGGGUCCGAGGGGGGAGGGAGACUCGGUGCGCCCCGCCCAACCCCCCCCUCUCUCCCCAGGCUCCGCCCCAACCCCCGCCUGCCCACCCCAAGCUCUGCCCCC
Messenger RNA from Dipodomys spectabilis (banner-tailed kangaroo rat), 2117 nucleotides. It is a transcript of the gene Unc93b1, whose product is annotated as unc-93 homolog B1, TLR signaling regulator. Gene Ontology annotation, molecular function: Toll-like receptor binding. The record is from RefSeq and is a predicted model, not a curated record. Bases 70 to 1866 code for a protein of 598 amino acids. Gene Ontology annotation, biological process: toll-like receptor 3 signaling pathway; toll-like receptor 7 signaling pathway; intracellular protein transport. The transcript is spliced from 11 exons. NCBI's taxonomy places the organism in Eukaryota, Metazoa, Chordata, Mammalia, Rodentia, Heteromyidae. Gene Ontology annotation, cellular component: lysosome; endosome.